This is a messenger RNA of Gastrolobium bilobum, 1612 nucleotides long. Its product is annotated as solanesyl diphosphate synthase 2, chloroplastic-like. The record is from RefSeq and is a predicted model, not a curated record. Lineage: Eukaryota; Viridiplantae; Streptophyta; Magnoliopsida; Fabales; Fabaceae. Gene Ontology annotation, biological process: plastoquinone biosynthetic process; isoprenoid biosynthetic process. Gene Ontology annotation, cellular component: chloroplast. The coding region runs from base 240 to 1151 and encodes 303 amino acids. The transcript has 5 exons. Gene Ontology annotation, molecular function: prenyltransferase activity.
UCUCUCCAAGUGAUAAGAAACCAAGGACAGUAGUCCUAUGUGUUCGCUUAGGAUCCACUCAUUCAACUCUAACUUGUACUGCGAGUUUUCACUUCAAACUUGCGAGCCAGAAAGGCCCUUGUUUGUUUUUUUUCUUUUCUAUAGAAACUUUCAACUCAACUUCGCUUCUUCUUCUUCCUCCAACGUAUGCAACUUGCUGAUGGGUCUCUUCUUAACGGGAAAUUGAGCUCAUUUCCCAUAUGGGUUUUGUGAUUUGGGACAGAAUGAUGCCUUUGACAAGCAAAAGCAUGGAUUUUGCUGGAAAAAAUUUGGUUUCUUGUGGUUGUUCAUCCAAUGCUUCUUUUGACCGUUACACGGUGAGGAAUUAUGCAAAGGUGGAUUCUAAAGGGUGUGGCAGAGGACAUGGAACUCGUAAAUUGAUUUGUUGUAAGAGUAGGAGCAUGAAAUCUCGGGUUUCUUCUAUGAAGACUGCAGAGCCUACGGUUGAUGGUGGAACUCAAGCAAUUAAAGGUCUUACAGGAGGAUUGGGCUUGAAGAGUUAUUCAGAAACCCCCAUUUCCCCUACUCGGUUGUUUGAAGUGGUUGCUGAUGAUCUGCAAACCCUUAAUAAAAAUCUUCAGUCGAUUGUAGGUGCAGAAAAUCCAGUUUUAAUGUCAGCAGCUGAGCAGAUCUUUAGUGCUGGUGGGAAGAGGAUGAGACCAGCUCUGGUUUUCUUGGUGUCAAGGGCGACAGCAGAGCUACUUGGCUUGAAGGAACUUACUGUAAAGCAUCGGCGUUUAGCAGAGAUAAUUGAAAUGAUUCAUACUGCAAGUUUGAUACACGAUGAUGUAUUAGAUGAGAGUGACCUACGAAGAGUCUAUGAGUAUGUCAAUAAUGGAAACUUGGAGCAAUGGCUUCAUGGAGCUGAUAGUCAUCCAUGGAUAUCUUACCUGGGAAGCACGUAUCAAGAUUCUCCUUGGCACAACCAAAGCGUGAGUAUCUGCAUCUAUGCUUCUUUUGGUUUUCUUAGUCCUCAUAUAAAACAAUAUACUUGUUUCAAGCUUGCGAAUUUACACGAAGCAAUCGAGCCAAAGGUCAGGUGCACCUUUGGGUCAGUAUUUUGUCCUCUGCCCUAUAGACAGAUGAACUUUUCCCAUGCUCAAUAUUGUUAAACUUUCAUAAGAAAAUAUAAUUCUUAUAUUCUUUUUUGCUCUAUAUAUUUGUCAGAUAUGUGGCUCUGAAUAUGCAAAUACUGGCUAUAUAGAUAGAUAGAUACGUGACUUUUUUGCUCUAAAUAUAGAUUGCCUUUUAUUAAUGAUUUAAGAAUAUAGAGUUAAAUAAUAGUUUAAAUGUUAUAUCUUUUAUUAUUUUUUCUCUUUUAUUUUUUGUACUAAUAGUCUAAUGGAGUAAUAGGACAGCCAGAUAGAGUAUUUCAGUACCCCCAUUAACUAUUUUAAUCUGAUAGUUAAUUAAUUUUGUUCACGUUAUAUUCAGGUACUCACCCACUUACAUUGGAACAUACAUGAAUUACAAUUACAAUCAGGUAGGCAUAAUAAUCCGGUACAGUUACAGUUGCACAGCUUAAUACCAAAAUUAAUUAAAUGUAUAUAUGAGGGGAAAAAAUACUUUUUGA